AGGGCUCUUGGCGGAGGGCUGCACGCGUGCGAGGAUGAGGCUGCCGCCGCUGCUGCCGCUGCUGCUGCCCCCUCUGACUCGCCUCUCCUCUCGGCCGCUCGCCGCGCUGCCCGCGGCGCGGGGCCCUGCCCGCGGAGCCGCCGUGUCGGUGCGUCAGAGUGGAUCGUUCUCCCGUCGGAGCGGAUUGACGCGGCACGGAGCCAUGAGGGUGCGCCUCGUCCCCGCGCUGCAGGACAACUUCAUGUACCUCCUGGUGGACGAGCGCACACAGCGCGCUGCCGCCGUCGACCCCGUCGAGCCCGACAAGAUUAUUGCAGCUGCUCGGGAGGAGGGUGUGCAGCUCACUACUGUGCUCACGACUCAUCAUCACUGGGACCACGCUGGCGGUAAUGAGAAGCUGGUUGCCAUGGAGCCGGGGCUGACCGUAGUCGGGGGAGACCAGCGAAUCGGAGCGCUCACCUCGCACGUCAAGCACGGGGAUGAGCUGCAGAUUGGCUCCCUGAACGUGCGGUGUCUGUUCACCCCAUGCCACACGUCCGGCCACAUCUGCUACUUCGUGACCCAGGAGGGGAGCACGGAGCCCCCCGCUCUCUUCACCGGAGACACGCUGUUCGUGGGGGGCUGCGGCCGCUUCUUCGAGGGCACCCCUCGGGAGAUGUUCACGGCGCUCGUCGAGGUGUUGGGGGCCCUGCCCCCCGAGUCGCGAGUGUACUGCGGACACGAGUACACGGUGAACAACCUGAAGUUUGCACGUCACGUGGAGCCCGGCAACUCGGCAGUGCUGGAGAAGCUGGCUUGGGCAACGGAGCGUCAAGCGAGGGGUGAGCCCACUGUGCCCUCCUGCAUCGGCGAUGAGUUCACCUUUAACCCCUUCAUGCGCGUGAGGGAGCCGACGGUGCAGAAGCACGCAGGGAAGAGUGACCCCAUCGCCACCAUGGGCGCUAUCCGACAGGAGAAGGAUUCCUUCCGGCCCCCAGCCAACUAGCAGCGGCUCCACCUCAACCCGGCUCCACCUUCACCCGGCUCCACCUUCACUCGGUUCCACCUUCACCUGGCUCCACCUUGACCCGGCUCCACCUUGACCCAGCUCCACCUUCACCCGGCUCCACCUUGACCCGGCUCCACCUCGACCCGGCUCCACCUUGACUCGGCUCCACCUUCACCCGGCUCCACCUCGACCCGGUUCCACCUUCACCCGGCUCCACCUUCACUCGGUUCCACCUUCACCUGGCUCCACCUUGACCCGGCUCCACCUUCACUCUGUUCCACCUUCACCUGGCUCCACCUUGACCCGGCUCCACCUUGACCCAGCUCCACCUUCACCCGGCUCCACCUUGACCCGGCUCCACCUCGACCCGGCUCCACCUUGACUCGGCUCCACCUUCAUCCGGCUCCACCUCGACCCGGUUCCACCUUGACCCGGCUCCACCUUCACUCGGUUCCACCUUCACCUGGCUCCACCUUGACCCGGCUCCACCUUCACUCGGUUCCACCUUCACCCGGCUCCACCUUCACCCGGCUCCACCUCGACCCGGCUCCACCUUGACCCGGCUCCACCUUGACCCGGCUCCACCUUCACCUGGCUCCACCUUGACCCGGUUCCACCUUCACCUGGCUCCACCUUGACCCGGCUCCACCUUGACCUAGCUCCACCUUCACCCGGCUCCACCUUCACCCGGCUCCACCCAGCUCGACCGCUGACGAUCGUACGACCGCACAAGUCUGCUGCAGGAGCCGGCCUUACUCUCCACAUGCACUCCGUGUGUUCGUGUGCGCUUGUGUGAGUGUGCGCGUGAAGGGGAGGGGGUAGUGUAGCGUUUGGCACGCUGCGCUACGAACCCGGCGACCCGACUUCAAUUCCCACUCACGGGCCAACACCGGUGACGAUUAUCUGAACCGGUCAUGGGGCCCUCUCCUAGGUCAACUCGGCCUCAAAUUAGCACCUGGUGCGGUGUGUAAAAACGUCGCCACUGGGGAGACAAAAGCGUCGGGCGUGGUGCUGGCCACCCACCUCCUCGUGUGCCCUCCCUGCCUUCAUAUUUUCUCGCUAACAGCACUUGCCCCGACAGUCUGUUAAAUCUAUAUGGGGGAUCUUUGUCUUUGUGCGUGCACGUGCGUGCGCGGUCUUGACCCUCAUCACCCUCGUCUCCCGACGCCAGUCCCAGCCCGCCGCGGCUCGACAAGACCUUCUGCUUGUUUCACGCCGACGCUCCGGAUUCUCCGGUGCUGCCUUUGUUUGUGAUGAGAGGUGCGCGUGCGUGCGUGUGUGUGUGUGUCUGGUUGAUGAGGAGCGUGUGGUUGGUGUGGUGCGUGUGCGGAUUGAAAGCAUACGCCGUGAGGAUGAGGCGUGUGUAAUUGAUGAGUUCUGUGUAAUUGAUGAGUUCUGUGUAAUUGAUGAGUUCUGUGCGAUUGAAGGCGAAGGGGUUGUGCGGUUAAAGUGAGGGGGUGUGUUGUUGACGAGGUGUGUGUGUGUGGUCGAUGAGGUGUGUUUGAUGAAGUGUGUGUGGUUGACGAGCGAGGCCAUGCGGUUGACCGCGACAUCAACGCGGCUACGCGAGGCCUCCGCUCCCCAGCGAUUCCGCAUCACCGGUCCUGGUUUGGUUUUUUUCCCCCUCCUCUUCCACUUUUUAAUUCUCGUGCUGUCCCGCUGCCAAACCGCGAGGAAUAAAUCUGCAGAUUCAU
Molecule: messenger RNA, 2682 nt
Organism: Lethenteron reissneri (Far Eastern brook lamprey)
Lineage: Eukaryota; Metazoa; Chordata; Hyperoartia; Petromyzontiformes; Petromyzontidae
Gene: HAGH
Product: hydroxyacylglutathione hydrolase
Molecular function (GO): hydroxyacylglutathione hydrolase activity
Source: RefSeq, a predicted model, not a curated record